AUGUCAUUCUCUGCAAGCGAGAUUCAAGACUUUAGAAAGCAGUUCAAUCAAUUCGAUGAGAAUGGUGAUGGAAAGAUCGACUCGAUAGAGUUGACAAAGAUCCUCAAUGCGUUGGGCGAGAAGCUCAGCGGAAUCCAGGUCAGAGACAUGAUCAAGGAGGUCGACACGGACAACAGCGGCACCAUCGAGUUUGACGAGUUUGUCAAGGUGAUGGAGAUCGCCAAGAAGUCGUCGUCCAGCACCGGCUUUGCCAACGUCGUCAAGAAGGUCGGCCAGGUCAACGUGCUCAGCGGAUACUCGGGCUCGACCGCCUCGGGCACCUCCCACUCCUACUCGGACGAGGAGAAGUUCGCCUUCAUCGACUGGAUCAACACCUCGUUGGCCAAGGACGCCGACCUCAAGGCCCGUCUGCCAAUCUCCACCGAUGGCGACGCCUUCUUCAAGGCCUGCCACGACGGUCUCGUCCUGUGCAAGCUCAUCAACGACUCUGUCCCAGACACCAUCGAUGAGCGUGUCCUCAACAAGAAGAACCUCAACACCUUCCGUAUCAACGAGAACAAUGUCCUCUGUGUCAAUUCUGCUCGUGCCAUCGGUUGUUCCGUUGUCAACAUUGGUGCCCUUGAUCUUAUGGAGGGUCGUGCUCAUUUGAUCAUGGGUCUCGUAUGGCAAAUCAUCAAGAUUGGUCUGUUUGCCAAGAUCAACUUGACCAACCACCCAGAGCUCUACCGUUUGUUGGAGCCAGGUGAGACCAUUGAUGACUUGCUCAAGUUGUCUGUGGAGGAGAUCUUGCUCCGUUGGUUCAACUACCACCUCAGAGAGGCUGGACACCCACGCCGUGUCAAGAACUUCACCGGUGACAUCAAGGACAGCGAGUGCUACACCAUCCUUCUCAAGCAGAUCGCCCCCAAGAACGCCGGUGUCGACACCAACGCCCUCAACGAGUCCAACUUGGAGCGCAAGGCCGAGCUGGUCCUCGUCAACGCCGACAAGAUUGGCUGCCGCAAGUUCCUGCGUCCACGCGACAUUGUCAACGGCAACCAAAAGCUCAACCUGGCUUUUGUCGCCAACCUCUUCAACACUCACCCAGCCCUCGAGCCCGUCGCCGAGGUCGUUGUCAUUGAGGAGACCCGUGAGGAGAAGACCUUCCGUAACUGGAUGAACUCACUCGGUGUCGACCCAUUCGUCAACAACCUCUACGAGGGAGUCCACGACGGUCUCGUUUUGAUCCAGCUGUUUGAGAAGGUCAGACCAGGCGUCGUCGACCAGAAGAGAGUCAACUACCCACCAUACAAGGCCAUCGGUGCCGAGAUGAAGAAGCUCGAGAACUGCAACUACGCCAUCGAGCUCGGCAAGAAGUUUGGAUUCUCGCAGGUUGGUAUCGACGGCAAGAACAUCUACGACAGGAACAAGACCCCAAUCCUGUCCACAGUCUGGCAGCUGAUGAGAGCACACGUGCUCUCCAUCCUCAACGCCCUCUCCAAGGACGGCAAGCCAAUUGGCGACCCCGAGAUCAUUGAGUGGGCCAACCAGAAGCUCAGAUCAGGUGGCAAGUCCUCCUUCUCUGGCUUCAAGGAUGCCAAGCUCGCCACUGGCCGCACCAUCCUCGAUCUGAUCGAGCUCGUCCGUCCAGGCUCCAUCGACGAGUCCAUGGUCACCUCCUCAGGUUCCGCUGAGGACAACCUCCUGAAUGCCAAGUUGGCCGUGUCCAGUGCCAGAAAGAUUGGUGCCGUCGUCUUUGCUCUCCCAGAGGACAUUGUUGAGGUCAAGCCAAAGAUGUUGAUGACCAUCUUUGCCGGUUUGAUGGCCGUUGAUCAACAAUAA
Acytostelium subglobosum LB1 is the source of this 1821-nucleotide messenger RNA. RefSeq lists its product as hypothetical. Gene Ontology annotation, molecular function: calcium ion binding; actin filament binding. Gene Ontology annotation, cellular component: actin filament bundle; actin filament; cytoplasm. The record is from RefSeq and is a predicted model, not a curated record. The coding region runs from base 1 to 1821 and encodes 606 amino acids. Lineage: Eukaryota; Evosea; Eumycetozoa; Acytosteliales; Acytosteliaceae. Gene Ontology annotation, biological process: actin filament bundle assembly; actin filament network formation. The transcript is spliced from 2 exons.